CACUUCACUGAGAAAAUGGUGUUGUCUGAUUUGGAGAUCUGCAAGCCAACCUCAACUUCUCACCAUGAAGUUGGUGUUUCUAGAUCUGAGAGAGACCUGCCACCAGCUCAUUACUUGUUCAAAAUUGAAUCAUAUUCCGAAUUAAUGAACACAGAAGUGGAGAAGUAUGAAACUAAUGUUUUCGAAGCUGGGGGAUACAAAUGGAAAUUGAUACUUUAUCCAAAUGGUAAUAUCAAAAGCAAUGGCAGUGGUUACGUCUCCUUAUACUUGGCAAUAGCAGAUACCCAAAAGUUUUCUAAUGGCUGGGAGGUUAACGUAAACUUCAAGUUGUUCGUCUUUGAUAAGAAAAAUGACAAUUAUUUAACUAUCCAAGAUGCUGAUGGCACUGUAAGAAAGUUUCAUGAAAAGAAAACAGUGUGGGGUUUUGACCAAUUAAUUUCGUUGGAGACCCUCCUUGAUUCAUCUAAAGGAUACCUUGUUGAAGAUUCAUGUUUUUUUGGAGCUGAGGUAUUUGUGAUUAGCCAAUCUGGCAAAUGGGAAAGUCUUUCUAUGGUCAAAGAACCUGCUCAUGGCACCUUCACUUGGAAAAUUGAGAAUUUCUCAACAUUGAAUGAGACUUCUCACCUCUCCAAAUCCUUUACUGUGGGUGCUAGAGACUGGAAAUUGAGGGUUUAUCCCAAAGGAGACUCACAGGAGAGAGGCAAAUAUCUAUCUGUUUUCCUAAAGCUCACAGAUUGUGAAAAGUUCCCACCAAACAGAACAGUGUAUGCAAAAUUCAAGUUUGGAAUUUUAGACCAGCUCAGGAAUAAAUAUCUUGAAAAAAACAGCACACCACUGGUUUAAUAGUAAUGAAUGGGGAGAUCACAGGUUCAUAACUCUGAGUGAACUCUAUAAAGCAGCAAGAGGAUAUAUUAGAGAUGACAAUAUAAUUAUAG
Messenger RNA from Cajanus cajan (pigeon pea), 935 nucleotides. NCBI's taxonomy places the organism in Eukaryota, Viridiplantae, Streptophyta, Magnoliopsida, Fabales, Fabaceae. The record is from RefSeq and is a predicted model, not a curated record.